AUGGCCGAAGACACCCCACUGUUUCCAAAUGCGAAAUCAAUGCUGAUACACAGUGGAAAUAUAAUUAACUGGACCCGUUUGAAGAGAAAACCAAAUCAGACUUCGACAGAAGAGGUCUGUGAAUGUAUUGGGAAAACACUGGCAGCAUAUCUGGAAUCGGUAGAUAAGAGUGAGUUGCAAAAUAUCACAGACAUAUAUAAAGUCAACUCUGAGAAUGUGCAGAAACUAGAUGAGAACGAGAGAGAAGAAGUUAAAAUCACAGUGAAAGUGUUUAUUUGUGCACCACAACCUGCUAGUGUGAUCAGUGACAUGGUUGACAAAGUGCUGUGUGAACUUGGCACCAGUUUUGUGGAUACACUGAUGCUGGCUGUGGCCCCUUCUAGCGUGGAUGUUGAUGAUGAUAAUGAUGAUGAUUCUGCGUUACUGAAUGCAAUCAAGUCGUACUGGGAGGUAAUGGAGCAGCUUGUGUUAGCUGACAGAGUACUUUUCCUUGGUAUCUGUGAUUUGACAAAGGAUGCACUGGAGGAACUGUACAACUGGGCAAAAGUAAAACCAUGUAUUGACCAAGUAAAUCUGGAGUCUUGUUGCGUCAUGCCCCAGGAUCUGACGGGAUAUGCAAAAUCUGUCAAUGUUCAACUUCUCACACACAAUGACAAACCAGAGUUCAUCACAGCGGAAAAACUGCAGGAGACUGUGCAGGCUGUUGCAACAAAAGCUGAUAGCCAGAACUGGAAGCCACAGUGGGCUGUCAGAUAUUCUGGGAUAGUGAAAUGUCGGGGCAUUAUCCAGAUGAGAGGUUACAUUUUUCAUGCUCUCAGGAACAAUUAG
Molecule: messenger RNA, 828 nt
Organism: Candidula unifasciata
Lineage: Eukaryota; Metazoa; Mollusca; Gastropoda; Stylommatophora; Geomitridae
Source: the annotation of a GenBank genome assembly